This is a messenger RNA of Amoebophrya sp. A25, 4581 nucleotides long. The record is from the annotation of a GenBank genome assembly. NCBI's taxonomy places the organism in Eukaryota, Dinophyceae, Syndiniales, Amoebophryaceae.
CAGAGGGCAACACCCAAUCGAAAAUGAGAGCAUCAAUCACGAGUACUUGAUGACAUCUGAAGCAGCAGCGGCUACUUCUUCAGGCAUCGGCGCUAUACCUAUUGGCAAACAUAAUUUGGGUGCACCGCCUGCAGGCCCUCGCGUCUUCCCGAUGCUGGCCACGAAUGUUGAUCCUGCUCAACCCCAGGGACGACCUGUCUCAGGGCAUCCUAUGCAGAACUCUUUAAGUCGCACAGACUUCGGUGUGCCGCAAAGCAUUGCUGAGAAUGACAGGAAAGCCAUGAGUGAGAGUGCCGCACCUCCAUCUGCACCGAACCCGCCAGAGCCCAAUUUUUUCCCCAACGCGAAAGUGAGGCCCGGUCUUUACGAGCCAUCGCAGGCACCAUUACUAGGACAAGCGGUCGAGCACGAUUUUAAUGUAGUUUUUGCAACGCAGGGGCCUGCUACUGUCGCCGCACGUUUUGCCGAAACGCCUUGCACUUAUCAGUUGAAAGCUAAUCAUACACACUCCUCGAGCCAUGCUGACGGUCGUCUUGAAAGGGGAACAGAAGAUGCAAGAGGAAUCUCUGCGAACAGCAACUCAGACAACCUGAUGGCGACUAGCCAAUCACCUGUAGACUCUUCUGGUAUCGUUCGGGGCGCAAAACAACUACAACCGGGAGUCGCAGAGAUGACCGGGGACAACGAUGGAGGCAAGAACUUCAACGAGAAGAACUCGAAGAGCGUGAACUUCGGCGCAGCAUCUUCAAGCGCCUUGUUGCCUCGAAAACGUAUGUUUGUCGAAACGGAUAAUUCGCACAACCCUUUUGGCCUUGGCACAAGUGGAGGUUUUGUGCCCAAUAAUGAUAAAAAUCACAGUGCCACCAAGCGGGGAAAGGUUGCGCGAAAUGAACAUCAAAGAGAUCUACACGAGGGUGCUGUGGGAAAGAAUGGAAAUAGCGUUAAUUCGUUCCAUCUCUCGUCUGGACGAGGUUCGUCACCGUCGUCGCCACCCGAUGUGCACGAGGUGCUAGUGCUUGCGCAAGGGCUGAAAAAGCUUGGACGCCGCUCAUUGAAUAAGGAGGACUUCGAGGCUCUUGGGACGAGUAAGACGAGGUUGGAGGACGUGCUUCGAAAACUCAAUCGCACAGACGCCCUCGCGCGAGUGAUGGAAUCUUCCUCAUUCCAAGCAUGGCGCGAACAAAAUUCGCAGGGUGAUUCACCCAGAGAUCUGCUUCGUACACUUGGGGAUGUGCACGUUCUCGAUACGAGCUUCUCCCUGUCCCAACAAGCUCGUCCUGACUCAGUCGGAGGGUCGGGACCCUCGCAGCACCAGGAAUUAUGCUAUGGAGGUGGUUCUGGCCAACAGCGCGUCGUCGGCGACGGUAGCCCCUUGCUGUCGAAUUUGUACCAUGAGGCUUCGUCGUUCGUCGAUGGAAGAUGCGAGAGGUGCCGCCAAGAGGCGGAGCAUAGGCAGCGAUUACGUACGGCACCUAUGAAGAAGGCGCAUCAAUACGAUAAAAAGCCCAAUUCCCCUGCUGCUGCUGCUGCUGCUACGGCGCCUUUCGUGAUGCAGCCAGCCCAACCGCAAGUCGUCGAGGAAUACGAUCCCUCCUUCCUAGACAGCGUGUUAGGUGGUGUUGACGCUCUGCCUUCGGUACUGGCGAUGGCCGUGCUCGAGCCUGCUGCGACUACUCAGAUAGGACGAAGCAAUGGACUGCCUGUGGAAGUUUCCAGGACUGCCAGUCUCGCAGGAAGCAGAAAUCUUCAUAUACCAGGGGGAGGGCGGGGAUUGCAGCCAGAGUCGCCACACGUUCUACCUCUGCCUCCUGCUGCUGGUAUACCCAGACCCGCAUCUUCCUCGUCAGCACUUACAGCAGACCCUCUGAAGGUAGUUUGCUGCUUUCCUGGGCAAUGGUGGGUGUCUUCUUUCGACGAGAUGCGACCCUGGUUUCUGAAAGCCGCUCACAACUCAACAAGGCGAGCUAUCAUAUGCGAGGACGCAAAAGCGUUUGUGUGUAUGCUGCGAGCACGCAACCUGUUCUCGCCGCACCUGGAGUUCGCGGAGCCACGGAUCGCUGCGUGGAUGUUGGAUCCCGACCACGUGCUGGAGCUGGGCGAGUUGCGUGAAAAAUUUGCUGUGCCAAGUUUGUCAAUCGCGCCACUCGUGCGUUCAUCGGUCAAACACCAGGCUGCAGCAGCUACUGAUCAACGCCAUCACACCGCCGGAAUAGAACACCAAGGGCAGGAGGCGUCGAUUAAGAUGGCAACGUCUAGGCAGACGUUGCAAAAAAAUGGUCAAGAGAAAAAGCAGACCACCGACCAGGCCAUGAUAGAAGCUGCACAGCUAGAUCUUCGGAGGUACAAAUAUCAAAUUGGGGACUUGCUGACUGCACAGGAGCAUACAGGGUUUGAUACUGAAGCUGCGGAGGCUUCACUUUUUGCUCUCAACGGUCUCCUGAAUACAGGAACUAAAAGUCCGAAAACAGAGCAGCACCAACUGACAAGAACAGCACAUCACGGUGAUCCCAAUUAUGUCCAAGUUCAAGCACGACCGGAUCCAAGGAAGCAUUGUGGCAGUCUCCAUAAUCACAGUGAUGCUGCUUUUCUUCCAGGCUCUAGUACGACGAAACUUACAUCGCUACAGACCACGCGUGUUGGGAGGCCCUUGCUGCAGGCGGUACAAGAGGCUUAUUCGUGUCUCCAUUUAGUGGGUACUUUGUAUUCACGUCUAGUAGAUGCGCAAAUGGAAGGUGCCUUUAUGGAAUUGCAGAUGCCUUUCCAAGUGCUUUUGGCGGACAUCGAAGUGGCCGGGCUCCCUUUCAAUCGCGAUUGGGAGACGCACACCAGGAUUGUGCACAAGUCUGCGGCCUUGCAGGAGCGCUCGAAAGAUCUUGUUGGACGCCGCGUGAACCUUGCGAGUUCCGAGGAUUGCGGUCGAGCCCUGUUCGAGGACCUGCAAAUACGGCCGCCAAAGGGACUGCGCUUUCGUCGAAAGCCCAACGGCCGCACACGCUACACAAGUGGCAAAGACGUGCUCCAGGGCAUACUGCGAGAAGCAGAGGUGGUAGAGAAAGAAAAGAUCAUGGAAAAGAAAACCGACCAAGCUAAACAACAGAAUGAGACUCAUACGCACACUGGAAAUAGAAAAACAGUUGAACAAGCAGCAUCGGAUUUACAGUCCCCACGCGGUGCUAGAGCCAUCUCCCCCACAACAUCUAGAAAAGCAGGCGGCGAAGGUCUUGACGCGGUACUCCUGAAAAAUGCCGACCACGGCACUAAGGGUCAUGAUGUGUCUUUGACGUCAAGCUCGUCGGAGGACGAAGAUGACUCGCAGAGAAAAGUUAAAGACGCAAGGGCAGACAUGCAUGACGAGGAAGCGGAGCUCCUCGAGGAGGCAGAUGGAGGUGAUUUAAUUGCUGAGGAGGGCGAUGACGAGGAGCAGGAGGCCUACGAUGAGUUCGCAGGUGGUCGCGAUGAUUUUGACUACAACGAGUCACAACAGACCGCAUUUCUACCCAAUAAAUUCACAAAAGUGAAUCCGGGCUUCGAGUUGAUCGAUCACAUCUCGGAAUAUCGUCACUUGCAGCACGUCAUCAACAAAUUCAUGAAACUUCAGAGGUGCGCAGUAGAAGUAUCUCCGCCUGAAGACUACAACCACAACGAGCAUGGGGUCAAUCUAAACUCAGCCGCAAAUGGUGAUGAGAAGGUCUCGUCCCUUGAAAAUGAGACUGAUGGUGUAGUUGAGCAGUUUUAUCGCGUUCGAACGUCUUUUUCGUUCACAGCGACCGGAAGAAUCGUUGUGCGGAACGGUCGUCCACAGUUGCUUUGCGUGGAUAACCCCUUCGAAAUACUCGAUGUCGUGAAGCUAUCCUUUCAUAAGGAAGGAAUAAAAAAGAUUCUUCGUCCCAUAUCCGUCAUCGUAGGCGUCGCCGCGGCGCUGCCGCCUCUAUGCCGCUAUCGGCUUGGUUACGCGUGCACAGUACUCAAUGAUGAUGAUGAUGAAGAUGAUAAUUCUGAACGGGUGGAUGAAGUUGAGAAAACGUCAAUAUCCAUGGGGAAAAUGAUAGCGGGGAAAACGGAACAAGGAAUAACGCCUGAUCUUCUGAACGCUGGUGAUGCUUUUGACAAUUCAAAAAGAGCAGUAUGUCGCUACUGGGCGAAAAAGGGGUGGGAAAUCUACAAAAACCCGGACUACGUAAAGAAGCUUCGGCGCGUUGUUGUCCAACUUGGAAAUUACAGGGGCAACACGCUAGACGAGUACAGUCCCGAUUCGCCGGACGAAAAAGACGCCUGCUUCUUUGACUCUUUGAAGCGGAGGCAGGAGCGUGACGCGCGCCGCGAAGCAAAAAGGAGGAAGCGGCACCUUCAGCCAGGAUCCUGUCGAAAUCCGGACACAGGUAUUGUGCGUCGGGAAAAAAAUCGGGAGCGUGAACAACACGCAUACCUAUCGUACCCCUCGGAUCAGGUGUGGCGGACAGUCGCACCAGUUUACGCUGCGACGGACGGAAAAAGCACACAGCGGCGUAUUUCUGUGAACUUACGACAGUGCUUCCAGUUUCCAAAAUCGAGUGGCAAACUCUUCUUGUCCGUGGACUACUG